This is a messenger RNA of Solanum lycopersicum (tomato), 2454 nucleotides long. Its product is annotated as aspartic proteinase 36-like. Gene Ontology annotation, molecular function: aspartic-type endopeptidase activity. The record is from RefSeq and is a predicted model, not a curated record. Lineage: Eukaryota; Viridiplantae; Streptophyta; Magnoliopsida; Solanales; Solanaceae. Gene Ontology annotation, biological process: proteolysis.
AAAUAUUUGAUAUCCAUGAGACCGUAACCAAAAGUUAGGUGCAAUUUGGUAGCGCGUAAUUUGCUCGAAGUUCUUUUUUUUUUCACUGCCGUUACACCUUCCCCUUCCUCUGGCCCGGCUGAUCUUCGAGCGAUCGUCCUUCCGAUCUGGCCGUAAUCCUUGAGUCGCCGGAGCGAUAACUGACCUCAAAUGUCGACGGCUCUGUUCAUUAACAAACUUCCUUUCCUUUCCAUCAUCGUUCUAUUGAUCAAUUACGUCGUCGUUUCCUGUUUGCGGAUUUCAGAUGUUUCAAAUGAAAGCUUCGUUUUUCUCUCCUCAUCGAAUGGCAAUGGCGAAGGGAAUCACAGAAACAACCACACUACAAUGUUUCUCCCUCUCUUUCCUCCUAAAGAAAUCUCUCCACCACGCGAUGAACUCUCCCGUCGACACCUCCAGAAAAGCCCUUCAAGUGCUCGUAUGCCUCUCCACGACGAUCUCCUCCUUAACGGAUAUUAUACGACUCGCCUUUGGAUUGGAACUCCUCCUCAGAGGUUUGCCCUUAUAGUAGAUACUGGGAGUACUGUUACCUAUGUUCCUUGCUCUACUUGUGAACAGUGUGGCAACCAUCAGGAUCCUAAGUUUCAGCCAGAAAUGUCAAGUACCUAUCAACCUGUGAAGUGCAAUGUUGAUUGUACUUGCGACAAUGAGAGAGAGCAAUGUAUUUAUGAAAGGCAAUAUGCUGAGAUGAGCUCUAGUAGUGGAGUGCUUGGAGAGGACAUUGUGUCCUUUGGGAACCAAAGUGAGUUGGCACCCCAGCGAGCUGUUUUUGGAUGUGAAAAUCUAGAAACUGGUGAUCUUUACAGCCAACAUGCUGAUGGUAUAAUGGGCUUAGGUCGAGGGGAUCUAAGUAUAGUGGAUCAACUCGUUGAGAAACAUGUGAUUAGUGAUUCCUUCUCCUUGUGUUAUGGCGGAAUGGAUUUCGGUGGUGGUGCAAUGGUUCUUGGAGGAAUAAACCCUCCUUCUGAGAUGGUUUUUACCCAUUCAGAUCCUCUACGCAGUCCAUAUUACAAUAUUGAGCUGAAGGGGAUACAUGUCGCUGGGAAGGCACUGAAUCUUAAUCCACAGAUUUUCGAUGGAAAACAUGGGACUGUGCUUGAUAGUGGUACCACAUACGUUUACCUUCCAGAAGCUGCAUUUGUGGCCUUCAAGAGUGCUGUCAUGAAAGAACUUCAUUCCUUAAGAGAGAUCGAAGGGCCUGACCCGAACUAUAGAGAUAUAUGCUUUUCUGGUGCUGAAAGUGACGUGUCACAACUUUCAAAAUCAUUUCCCUCUGUUGACAUGGUGUUCAGCAAUGGAAAGAAACUAUCUCUCACACCUGAAAACUACUUAUUCAGGCACUCAAAGGUGCGUGGGGCAUACUGCUUUGGAAUUUUCCAGAAUGGGAAGGACCCAACUACUCUUCUUGGAGGAAUUAUUGUCCGCAACACUCUUGUAAGCUACGAUCGUGAAAAUGAAAGGAUUGGUUUUUGGAAAACUAAUUGUUCUAAGUUAUGGGACACACUUAAUGUAUCUUCAUCACCUCCACCUCCAUCACCGCCCUCGGGCAUGGACAACACAAACUCCACUGCACAUAUGACUCCAGCACUGGCACCUAGUGUACCUUCGGAAAAUUAUGCUCCUGGGGAAAUCAAAAUUGGGCUAAUAUCAUUUGAUAUGUCACUGAGCAUUGAUUAUUCGGAAUUGAAGCCUCGUGUUCCAGAACUUGCCCAUUUUAUUGCACAAGAGUUGGAUGUUUACGUUUCACAGGUUCACUUGAUGAAUUUUUCAACUAAAGGAAAUGAUACCCUCAUUAGAUGGGCCAUCUUUCCUGCAGGAUCUGCUGAUUACAUGUCACAUACCACUGCAAUGGAAAUAACAAGCCGAUUAGCUGGUGAUCGUCUUCAUCUUCCAGAUACAUUUGGAAGCUACAAAUUAGUCAAAUGGGACAUUGAACCCUUAUCGAAAAGGACGCGAUGGCAGCAAAGUUACCUGGCUGUGGUGUUAGCACUUUUAGUUAUCUUGGUACUAGGAUUAUCAGCUUCCCUGGGAUGGUUUAUUUGGAGACGAAGACAAACUCCUACCCCAUAUGAUCCUCUUGGAAGCGUUGAAACUAUGACAGAUGAAAAAGAGCUCCAGCCGCUAAAUUGAAAGAUACUAUAUUACCUAUACUUAGUAUACAUACAUGCAAAGACACUCCUGACGUCCAACUGCUUAUUUUUUUUCUUCAAAUCCCAGUACAGAUAACAAAAAUUUUGUAGAUUGAAGAGAGAAGACUCAAAGAACUGCUCCAUAAUGUCACAUUCAUGUGUGAGUACUGUAAGAUAUCAUUUAUUGACAAGAUGUUUAUUUUCUCUCUCCCCAAAUGCUAGUAAUGAAGAGGAAAAUAUCAUACAUAAUUACAAGAAAUCCAUAUGAAUAGUCUGCUUCAGCAUGUAA